Molecule: messenger RNA, 5193 nt
Organism: Nicotiana tabacum (common tobacco)
Lineage: Eukaryota; Viridiplantae; Streptophyta; Magnoliopsida; Solanales; Solanaceae
Source: RefSeq, a predicted model, not a curated record
UGCAGAUAAUUUGCACAAUUGAUUAAGAAGACUAAGAUGAUAAUGUGUGUAUUAAAAAACUUCAGAAGUCAAUGAAUAAUGUUGGAUUAAUCGUAAAUCUCUAGCUAUUUGUUUUUGUUGGUGGCAUUUUAAGUUCUUCUGUCGAAUUACUUGAUCAACUUCUCUCAUAAAUCUUUCUGAAUCCCAUCUUCAGUCAAUUACUACAAUUUCUCUCACAAAUAUUUCAUAAUCCCAUAGCUAACUUUCUUUGCCACUGUUGAGAAUUAUUUCUCAAACAAGCGGUUCUGACAUCAGAAUCAAGGUUUAAUUGUUGAAGUCAAAAGUUUCUUGUAUUCUUCUAUUAGAUCCUGAAAGGAAAGGGAAGGAUCGGAGAAGCACUUGGUUUGGCAGUACUGAGUAGUGAAAGUUACAAGUAUGGAAAGAGGAAAAGAAACUGAGGGAGAAAGAGAGAAAGGGAAAGCAAUCAGAUUAUCGAAAAGAGAAACUCUCUUCAACUACUGUGGAGGAUUCCUUGAAGCGGCCUUCUACAGAAAACUGCAACUAUGUUCUACAACUCAGAUCAUGGAAAGAGGAAAACAAAUUGACAGAGAAAGAGAGAAAGGGGAAUUAGCAAACUUUGAGGGAUAUCAAGUGAGUUACGAUCAAGCGGACUCAAUAUUGGUGGAGCCAUGGGGAGGCAAUGCUGGUGAAUCAGAAUGGAAUUACAAGUUGAAAAGUCCCAUUAAAGAAAUAUUGAUUGUUCAUGGAGAUAUUAUAGAUUCCAUCAUGUUCAGAACCGUUACUGAACAAGGUACUACCAUAGACUCAACAAAGUUUGGUGGGGAUGGAGGUCGAAUAGACAAGGUUGUUAUCGAGGCAACUUCAUUGGAAUAUUUAAAAGGCAUCAAGGGGACAUUUGGAUAUUAUUAUGGCCAUUCGGUUAUAAAAUCUCUAUGUUUUAUAACUAAUGCAAAGAAUUAUGGACCAUUUGGGUGUGAGGCUGGUGGAAUCCCAUUUUCACUUGUGAUGAAAGAAGGUGUAGCUAUUGUGGGAUUUCACGGGCGUUCGAGGUUGUACCUUAAUGCUAUUGGUGUUUAUUUGCAGAAACUUGCUCCUCCCACUUCAGCAAAGGAACCUAUGGUUGAAGACAUUGAAAUCCGUGACGUGUCAUUUUCUACACUUCGCAAGGACACUCUCAAUGUUCUGGAUUUCAUAGAGAGCUUAAAGAAUGAAGAAAUUCAAAAAGCUGUUGAUGUGGAUCUAACUGAAAAGCUGAUAUUGGAGCUGGACUUCCUCCUUCUGAAUCUCCAUCAUCUUUCCAAACAAACUUCUCCAUUCAUGACAGAUUAUGAGAUUCUUCAGAAUGUAUGUGGCAACAUAAGAGAUUUCCACGAGUGGAUAGUGAAUGGUUGCGUUGGGCAUGAGAUUGUUGAAUAUGUCUUACCUCAGUUUCAACUAAUGGCUGAGAGGGUAGGAUGCUUCCUAUGGCCUAAUCAAAUUGGUGGGCACUCUCGACUCUUCAAGCUAGAACAUCUAUUCUUUGAGAUUAUUCCAACUCAGUUGGAGGUUAUGCACAUAUGUUUUACAAAUUUGAAAGCUUCAACAUCAGCAGAAGUUGGACACUUUAUUAAGCAGCUCCUAGAAACCUCUCCGGACAUUCUUAGAGAAUAUUUGAUCCAUCUACAAGAGCACAUGAUAAAUGUUAUUACCGCUAGCACUCCAGGGGCUCGAAACAUUCAUAUCAUGAUAGAGUUCCUAUUAAUCAUUCUCACUGAUGUGCCUAAGGACUUUAUUCAUAAUGGCAAGUUGUUUGAAUUCCUAGCACGUGUUGGAGCACUCACCAGGGAUGUAUCAGUUAUUGCUCACGACUUAGAAGAGAAAUCAAAGAAAGGAGAGAGUACCAAUGAAACAAACAGUGCAACUCUAGACUUGCUCGAAAAUGUUGAACUCCUGAAGAGAGAACUCAAAGAUGUUUACCUGAAAGCCCCGGACUCAUCUCAACUCUACUUUCCCAGGAGGAGUGAUGGACCCCUGUUCAUGCAUCUUCUACUUAGACACUUAAAUGAUUUGCUCAAUUCCAAUGCUUAUUUAGUUGCUUUGAUAAAGGAAGAAAUCAGGCUGGUGAAAGAACAUCUAGAAUUUCUAAGAUCUUUCUUUGGGAUUGUUGAGCAAGAAUUGUAUAAAGUUCUCUGGGCACGUGUUUCAGAUGUGGCAUACGAGACAAAAGAUGUCAUUGAUUCAAUUAUUGUAAGAGAUAAUGGACUCUUACAUCUUAUUUUCUCACUUCCCUUUGCCAUAGAAAAGAUUAAUCUUAUCAAAAAAAAGGUCUCAAAUUUGAUCGAGAAGAUUCCCAAGAUCAUGGGCGUCAUUGCUGUGAACUCUCCCAACAAGCCAGUUGCGCGUAAGUCAUCAAUAUCUGGUAAAAUAAUCGUAGGUUUUGAAGAGGAGACAUACUUGAUAAUUAGGAAGCUCACCAGUGGACCAAAAACGCUAGAUGUCAUUUCGAUCACUGGUAUGCCGGGUUCCGGUAAAACUACUUUGGCGUACAAAGUGUAUAAUGAUAAGUCAGUUUUUGGUCAUUUUGACAUCUGUGCAUGGUGUACAAUCGAUCAAAAGUAUGACGAGAUGGAGUUGCUGAAAAAACUUUUUAAUCAAGUUGUUGGCUCAACUUCGAAAUUCGGUAAGAAGAUUGAUGUUGUUGAUGAGCUACGGAAAUAUCUGUUUGGAAAGAGGUACCUUAUAGUCUUAGAUGAUUUGUGGGACACUGCAGCAUGGGAUGAGUUGACAAGACCGUUUCCUGAAGUUGAGAAAGGAAGUCGAAUUAUUUUGACGACUCGAGAAAAGAAAGUGGCUGUGCAUGCACAACGCCACAGUGUUCCUCUUGACAUUCGAUUGCUAAUACUGGAAGAAAGUUGGGAGUUAUUAGAGAAAAAGGUCUUUGGAAAAGAAAGUUGCCCUGAUGAACUACUGGAUGUUGGAAAAGAGAUAGUCCAAAACUGUAAAGGGCUUCCUUUGGUGGUUGAUUUGAUUGCUGGAGUCAUUGCGGGGAAGGAAAAGAAAAGGAGUGUGUGGCUUGAAGUUCGAAAUAAUUUGAAUUCCUUCAUUUUACAGAAAGAAGAGAACGUGAUGAAUGUUAUAGCAUUAAGUUAUGACCAUUUACCUGAUCCCUUAAAGUUGUGCUUACUUUACUUUGCAAGUUAUGAGAAGGACAGAGCAAUUCCAGUAGAAGUUUUGAAAAGAUUGUGGCGUGCCGAAGGAUUUGCGGAACACACUGAGAUGAACAGUGUGAAAGAAGUGAUGGAUGUUUAUUUGGAUAAUUUAAUUUCCAGUAGCUUGGUUAUUUCUUUCAAGGAGAUAGGUAAAGACCGGACUUGCCAAAUUCAUGAUCUUGUGCAUGACUUUUGUUUGAUAAAAGCAAGAGAGGAAAAGUUGUUUGACAGUACAAGUUCAAGUGCUCUAUCAUCAUCUUCUUCAGAUCUGAUGCCACGUCAAAUGAACAUUAGAUAUAGUGAGGGGCAUAAAAAUUUUAUCCUGUUCGAUUCAAAAAAUAAAAGGCAUUCUGGUUAUAAACACCUCUAUUCUUUGAGGAUAACUGGACACAUAUAUCAUGACAAAAGUCUUUAUGAUUUAUGUCACCUAAGACACUUGAGGCUUCUUAGAGUGUUGCAACUGGAUGGCAUUCUGGUGAAUGAUUCUUUGCUGAAUGAAAUAUGCACAUUGGUUCAUUUGAGGUACUUAGACAUUUCGACAGAAGUUAAAUCUCUUCCUUCGUCUUUUUCAAAUCUUUGGAAUCUGGAAACUCUAUGGGUAUAUAAAUAUGGACCACCCAUGGUACUAUUACCAACAAUUUGGAAUCUUGUAAAGUUGCGAGUACUGGGCAUAGAUAAUUGUUCUUUCUUCGAUUUGGAUAAGAAUGAGCCAAUACUGAUUGCAGAGUACUCAAAGUCAGAGAACUUGGGAUUAAUACAGGGACUCAAACUUUCCUAUUCAAAAGACACAGAGGAUAUUUUCAAAAGGUUUCCCAAUCUUCAAGAGCUUAGAUUUAAUCUCAAGGAAUCAUGGGAUUGUUCAACAGGGCGAUAUUGGUUCCCGAAAUUGGACUUCCUAAAUGAACUACAAUCUCUCAAAGUAACUUUUGAAAGAGGCCGAUUUGCCCCCUCUGUAGCGGAAAAUCGGCCAUUGUGGGAUUUUUAUUUCCCUUCGAGUUUGAAAGAUCUGUGGUUGCGCCAGUUUCCUUUGACAUCCGGUUCACUAUCAACAAUAGCGAAACUGCCCAAGCUUGAAGAUCUGUACCUUGAAGACACAAUCAUCGAGGGGGAAGAAUGGAACAUGGGGGAGGAAGACACCUUCCAGAAUCUCAAAUGUUUGACAUUGCAGCGAGUGACUCUUGCUAAGUGGGAGGUUAGAGAGGAAUCCUUUCCUGCGCUUGAGAAAUUACGACUGUGGUACUGUCGAAAGCUUGAGGAGAUUCCACCUAGUGUUGGGGAUAUUUGUUCAUUAAAAAGUAUCGAACUGCGGAGGAGCCCUCAACUUGAAGAAUCUGCUCUGAAGAUUAGGCAAUAUAUUGAAGAUAUGACGAGGGAUAUCCAGAUGGAAGAUGCAGGCUGCAAGAAUCAGCCUAUCAACGCAUUUGGAUUUGAGGCUGCUGUAUCUUGAUCAAGAUGUUUCAAUAGGUGCUUCUGUACAAUAUUUGGCCUCAUAUAUGUGCAACAUACCUUCUGCAGACUGAACAUGCUUCUGUUCCUCUGUCAAGAAUCUCCAACACCUCCAUUGUUGAUUUUGGAGUCCUGAUGUUGAAUACUUAUAUAGAAUGUGUAUUCACUUUACAUAACAGUGAAGAAAGAGUAGAUGGUGGUGCAACUUCAACUGUAAUGCAGAAAAUUCAAAUUCUCCGGUCUUUAUACCUACCUCGUUGGCUGCCAGUGGUGAGGCGCAACAAGUUGAUGCACAUGGGAUGAAAGAAACAAGUGCAAUUAGAUUGAUUGGCAUUUGCUGCACUCUACUGAGAUAAACUAUAUCUGAUGCCACAUGGGCUAUAUUUCCCAAUUGCAAGUAUACUUAGUCAUGUUUCAAAAGAGUCGAUGAAAUGUAAAACAUGCCUAAUAUUUAAAAUGUAAUGAAUUCCACUUUUCCUUCAAAUUUAUUGUUUAAAGCAAUGCUAUCAAUACACAUUAAAGAAUAGUCAACAGUAAAAAUAGCAUCUUGACAAGAGCA